AUGCUGAUAAAGGAAUGUCUAAAAGAUUUGGUGAGUACAGUAGAUGGUGUUUCCGAAACAGUAAACAGCAUUCUAGCGGAACAGAAAGCUAUCACGGCACGUGUUGUGUCAGUAGAAAAAAGGGUAGACGAGUUAGAAAAUGGAACGACUUUUAUUGACAAAGAAGUAACUAAUGUAAAGUCCAGGCUUGCCGAGCUAGAAAAACAUGUAGGUCAACUGCAUAGAGAAUUAUCAGUGGCAAACGAGAAAAUUACAUCAAAUGGUAAUGCCCAACUCAACCUGGAGCGUUACUCUCGUAAUUAUAACUUGCGGUUUGGUGGUAUACCGGAACAAAGCGGCGAAGAUUGUGAGAAUGUUAUUAGAUCACUUAUUAAAGACAAAUUUAGUAUUCCUGACAUUGCGAUAGACAAUGCCCAUCGCACACUUGUUGUGUCAAAGAGCAGAGAUUCUUCUCGUACUUCACCUAGACAUAUCAUCGUCAAGUUUCCACUACGAUUGCAGCGCCGGAAAAUUUUAUCUAUGCGCCAAGAAGUGUUAAAAAACACCAGUAUACUUGUGCAAGUGGAUCUUUGUCCAGCAGACUAUAACAUUAAACGAAGUUACCGCGACGUAAUGAAUAUAGCUUAUAAGGAUGGUAAACGUGUCCGUUUUCAUAACGGCAGGUUGUACAUAAAUGACAAAGAAUAUGUCAAACCAGGCACAUAA
Saccoglossus kowalevskii is the source of this 705-nucleotide messenger RNA. Its product is annotated as LINE-1 type transposase domain-containing protein 1-like. Lineage: Eukaryota; Metazoa; Hemichordata; Enteropneusta; Harrimaniidae. The record is from RefSeq and is a predicted model, not a curated record.